Neocloeon triangulifer is the source of this 997-nucleotide messenger RNA. RefSeq lists its product as uncharacterized. The record is from RefSeq and is a predicted model, not a curated record. The coding region runs from base 165 to 869 and encodes 234 amino acids. The transcript has 8 exons. NCBI's taxonomy places the organism in Eukaryota, Metazoa, Arthropoda, Insecta, Ephemeroptera, Baetidae.
ACAAAAAAAUAUUUUGCCACCACUCUUGUUUGCGUCAAAUCCGAGUAUAUAAAGAUGAGACGAAAAUUACCAAAUCCAGAUUCAUUGAAGCGGCAGCUCUCAGGAGUGAGACUAGUCCAAUAUCUCUCUCCCCGACUUCGGUAUUCAAGAAUUAAGCAACCACCAUGUUGCUUGUUUCGGUUUAUACUUUGCUGAGUUUGGCGGCGUGCGUCCCAACAUCUUUCGCCGACGACGAAACUUGCCAGAUGAGCACGCGACUGGUCAAAAAUCAGCUUACAAAAACCAGCGAAUGCGGGGAAAGGAUCGAGUCUUGGGGAAAGAAAGUUGACGAUACGUUUGUGAGAAUGGCAACGGAGAUUGAAAAGUUGGCCUCAAUCGUCAGGGACACAAGAGAAAAACAAUACCAGAUUGCCAGAACGGUGCAAUACACGGCAUGUCAAAAAGCGAAUUCGGUUUACGAGUUGACUGCAGUUGGGGGCAAGAGGUACCACUUCCACUACAAAGCAAUGACUUGGCAAAGAGCCAAGGAAUUUUGCGAGGACAAAGGAAUGAUCAUGGCCACACCGAAAACGCAGUCGGAACUUUCGGCGCUGCACCGAACCGCUUCAUAUCAUGCAAGUGACAAAUGGUGGUGGACUUCUGCGACAGACGAAAUGCACAACCGGCCUGGUGAGUUCUACUGGGCUGACGGAACUCGGCUCUACCACAGUGACGAUUUGUGGCACAGUUCAAAUAAUGAGCCCGAUUCAUACAAGAAGGGCGUUGAUGUGUGCGCAGAGUUUUCCCCUAAAACGGCGGCCAAGCUUGAAGACGCUCUUUGCUCUGAUGAAGAUUAUGUCGUCUGCGAGGUGCCCCCCGUUUGUCUCUAAUUCAUGUCUUUUAAAUUAUCUGCAGCAAUUGAUAAUCAUGUAAUUGAUAAAAAUGCAAUAUCAAUUAAAAGAAGCAUCAAAGUUUAAAAUAAAAAUAAUUUCAGGAAAAUAACAAUUUUGGAAAGUUU